AGGACCUCAGGCGCAAUGGUUUAUGGGAAGUAAGGUUUUGGUGAAAUAUGAGGGUUUGCAGUGAAAUGUCGCCCUCUACUGGUGAUUUUGUCUACAUGAACGGGACGGUCUUGUAGAAUAGAUUAUCGGUUACUUUUGUCCAGUCUCGGAAACAUGUAGGCCUAGCCUACCAGUCUAUGGAUCAAACCGGAUCAAACCCACUGUAAACAGAAUAUUCGCAGCGUCAUCAGAAUGAACUCACACCCUUGGAAUGCUCAUGUUUCUUUUCGAAAUGAAACAGAAUAUUCUCCUGACAAAGAAGUCGACCUGCAUCUUAUUGUGUCAUUAUUUUGGAGGCUACAGGAAUGGAGAGCAACCCUGACUGAUUGAAACUUAAGAUGAGUUCCCCAUCACCAAUUGCUAAUUUUUCCUCUCUAUCUUUGGAGGAUAAAAAUGAAGAUUCGCUGCCUAUGCCAAACCUAUCUGUCACAGAAUGUUCUCAGGACGUGUCCUGCUCAGUAGGCCUAUCCUUUUCUCUUCCUCCUAACAAUUUAACCACUCAGGACAGUGGGAUAUCUUGUUUGGAGCAGAGUCACAUCUCACACAACAUCACAGGUGUUCCAGGUCAGGAAUUUGUUUUAAUAACAGAGGAUGUACAAGCAGAUUCUAGCACAGUAGUCUUGUUGUCACCCGAGCCAGAACCAGGCAAGACGAGAAAUGAACCUUUACCUCACAGCCUGUGUUUAGCAUCUUCAAGCUCUGUCCCUGACUCGGAGAGGAUUCAAGAUGAUUUCUCACAGUCUGAAGUAGGUACCUGCAUGGGACUAGCACAGCAGAAGGAUCUACCAAUCAGUGUUCACUCCUCAUCUAAAAUGUCUGAUCCGGAGUCUGAAAAGCUGGCAGCUUCAGGUGUGACAUCAGACGAGCCAGGUAUGGAGGUCCAGCAGGAUAACCUGGAUGCUCCAGAACCUUCUCCGGAAUCUACUUCAGUGGAGUGUAGCACAGGGGGAGAUUCCGCUGCAGUAGUACAGCUACAGGCAGGAGAGGCAUCAGAAGACCAGCAGUGUGAAGUUUCGCAUGAACCUGAGCCAUGGGCAGAAGAAGAAUCAGCAGAGGAAUCAGUUUCCACAUUUCAGCCACCGGAAUCUUCCUUGUCAACACUGGAAACUGUGGAGGGUAAUUUGAACACUUCCAACCAGUGCACUGACCAGAUUCAGAGUCCUCCAAUCUCCUGUUCCCAAGAGCAGUCUGCGGAGGUAUCAACGUCCACACUUUGGCUACCAGAACCUUCUUCCUCAACACAGGAAACUGGUGAAAGUAAUUUGAACAUAUCCAACAUGCCCUCUGGCCACAUGCAAGGGGUUGUAAGCUCCUGCCCUCAAGAACUGUCAGCCGAAGAAUCAAGAGAGGAAACUGCGGAGGAUAAUGUGAGUACAUCUGACAAGCCUACUGACCUGAUGCAAACCCCCUCAAGACCCCACCCCCAGGAAAUGUCAGCAGAAGUGUCAGACCCCUGUCUUCAGUUACCAGAAUUGUCCUCUUCAAUGCAGGAGACUGUGGAGAGUAACAUGAGAGAUUCCAACAUGCUCCCAGUUCAAAUACUCUCAUCAGAGGAGUCAGCCUCCACACUGGAACAAGCAGCAUCCCCUUUCUCAACACAGGAAACUGCUUACAAUAAUCUGAACACCUCUGAACACCAGACCCCUGAUUGGACAUGCAGUGCCCCAAGCACUUGCUCUCAAGAAUGGUCAGAUCCAGCUGGAGAAUUGGUCUCCACUCUUCAGCUUCCUCAAGAAUGGUCAGAUCCAGCUGGAGAAUUGGUCUCCGCUCUUCAGCUUCCUCAAGAAUGGUCAGAUCCAGCUGGAGAAUCGGUCUCCGCUCUUCAGCUUCCUCAAGAAUGGUCAGAUCCAGCUGGAGAAUCGGUCUCCGCUCUUCAGCUUCCAGAGCUGUCCACCUCCACAGAGGAAGUUACUGAGAGUUGCUUGAAGGUACCUGAGCAGCCCGUAGGGCUCCGUCCAGUCUCUGAAUUAGAGGCGGAGCUUGAGCUGAGAGUGGCUGAGAAGUCCAUCGUGGCAGACAACCUGAUAGGAGAGGAAAAUGGUUCUGACACUCCUCCUACUCUCGCUCGCCUUGUGGUCGAGAACGUCUCAGAACAGAACUCAGGGUCUGGAGCAGUCGUGGAGACCACACAGGCAGAAUCUCACAUGGACAAUGCUGCUCAAGUGGACUCGCGUGACUCCCGGCACCAACCACAACUCUCCGUCCCAUCAGAAUCCAUUCAGCCUCCCACCCAUGUGGAACUUCCUUCCACGUCAUCCAUGGAACACACUGCAAUGCAUUAUGGGGUUGCCUAUUCAGAGUACCACUCAGCCAGCAUUCACCCGUCAUCCGCUGCUAGCGCCACACUGCAUUCACAGUUUGGAAAUAUGUACCCCACACCAACCUAUCAGCAGCACGGAACAGGACACUAUCAGCUAGCCCCUCAGCUCGCUGCUACAUACUUAGCACCACACCCUCAAUAUACUGCUAACAUCAGUACACUCCCUCAUUACUCCCAACUUCCUGUGAACUACCCGCCUCAGGAAGUGCUAGUACAUUCCAAUUACCCACCGACACAGCCGCAGGCUUGUGUUGGCGGUUUGCCACUGAGGCCUGUCAAUCUGGAUUCAACCGGACCAGCCCAGGACCAGAACACCCUAAGGAUAGGCAUGGAGACGGGCCCGUGCCAGGAGUUCUCCAUGGGUCUGUACGAAAAGUACAAGCUGUGGCAUCAGCACAGGCACAGGACUUGCAUGUAUGUCUCCAGCAGCCAUGAUUCUGAUGCACUGGCCUGCUUCUUCGUACCAGUGCUACGGUCUCUGUGCCUGGUCAACUCCCACAUCCCACUGGAGAGGGCAGAGGCCAUAGCUGUGACCGAGUGGAACAGGCUGUCCAACUUUGAUCGCAUGGAGUACUACAACAUGGCCCAGAAGUUCCUGGAGUUUGAGAAGUGGGAGCAGAAUUUCAGGGCAGCAAAGGGAGUGGAGGCUGAGCUUCAUCCAAUGGGUUGGAGAGUUCACAAUGACAUUUAUGGCUAUAGCUGGAAACGAAGGCCCCAGGCAGGUAGAGGCAGAAGAACCAUGAGACCUAAAAGCAACCCUAAACCUUACUGUAAUGCGCUGUUAGAGAAAGCCCAGAUGCAGGAACUCAUGGAAGGUGCUCUUAAGGAGUACACAGAGGUCAUGGAGGCCCUAGAGUCAAGGUCAGAGGUCAGGGAAAGUUCAGAGGUCACAGAAGAAGCCACUGAGCAGGAGGAGAAGGAAGAGAAUGGAUCAUUCACAGAGUAUCUGAAUGAGCUGUGCAGUCAGAAAGAGUUUGUGACUCAGGUUGGGGAAGUCAUCGACCUAGAGUAUGUGUCAUCUCUCCUGUCCUCAGAUACAGAUUCCAGUGACAAUUUAAUGGAGUCUUUAAUACAGUGCCUGAACAAACAGGAGACAUCCCAAGUGCCUCAUGCGCCUGUACCAGUAGUGUGCAACCAGGGACCUCAGCUUCCCAAGAUGGACAUCCCUCUGUCUGUUUACGGUCACAGCCUCUACACACAAACAUUGAUAGCCAGGUGUCACUUGGUGCAACCAUGUCUACGCAAGGUACCGGUGCAGUGGAUUGCUUUGCCCCACCACAUACUUUCUAUGAUCAAACUCCCAAUAUUUCCACUCACAAUUUCUUAGAAAGGGGUGCCCCUGUUGUGUCACCAUUUAAGAGGACAGGGCUUCAAGUCCCCCAGAUUUAUGGGAUGGACAAUUGUAUUCCACAGCAACAAAAUUACAGUUCCCACCAUGUAUUUCAAACCAGUGUCAAUAGGACUUGUAACAGUGUGAGUCAAAGUUUUUAUGCUGUACCAGAAAACUACUCACCCCAAGUCCCAGUGGCCAAUCAUGAGAACUACAGCUCCAAGACAUAUGUUUUAGCAACCAAUCAAAAUGGAAGCAGUUUGCAGGAGACAAAACAUGUGUUCCUCCCAGCACAAGAUCCACACCAGCCACCUGCCUCACACCAACAAAUUAACUGCCUACCUACGGUGCAGAAUGGAAACUACUCCAAAGUUCAACCAAUCAUCUUACCAUAUGGGCCUAUUGCUCUGACAGAUGCUUUCAGUAUAUUGGAGGCUGCUACUCCUAGUAGCUCAGCCUUCCAAAGUGCUUCAGAAGAGGCAGUAUCAAGUGCUACACAAAAAGUUAUUGCCAUGGAAAACCAUGCCACCCAGAUUGAGCAAGGCACUGACGAGAAGGAUGCAGGUGGUGCUGAAAAACAAGGAUAUGUAUAUACGGUUCUUCUUGACUCAGGCUCCCAAAGAGAGCUAAGCCCUCCUUCUUUAGAAAGUCUAUCCAAAGUGAAUCCAGGUAAAGCACAAGUCAAUUAUAAAUCGCAGAGUCUAAAUCCGGUCGUUGGCACUUCAAAUCUUCCGACUAAUACUCUGGCAGAGCCAAUUCAGCUUGAGUCAACAGAAGAAACAGAAACAGUCUGUAACUUGAAUGAAGAAGAGAAAGAUGUUUUGCCUGUGACUGAGAAUAAGUCAGCAUCACCCAUGUCUGUUUUGACAAUGAA
Messenger RNA from Alosa alosa (allis shad), 4563 nucleotides. RefSeq lists its product as uncharacterized. The record is from RefSeq and is a predicted model, not a curated record. Lineage: Eukaryota; Metazoa; Chordata; Actinopteri; Clupeiformes; Clupeidae. Bases 378 to 3686 code for a protein of 1102 amino acids. The transcript is spliced from 7 exons.